This is a messenger RNA of Phalacrocorax carbo (great cormorant), 4180 nucleotides long. The record is from RefSeq and is a predicted model, not a curated record. Lineage: Eukaryota; Metazoa; Chordata; Aves; Suliformes; Phalacrocoracidae.
GCUGCAAUCGUUCCAGGAAACAGUUAGAUUACAGUCCCCGGCAAGGUUCAGAUUUCCAUCUAACGUUGUCUUUUGUGUACAGAGCUAUAGCUAAUACUGAAAACACUAAAUGUUAAGCCUCCACAUUUCCAUUUAAAUUGUAUCAUUUAACUCUUCCUUUUUUUUUCUUCUUUUUUAAGAACUUGAGUUGUCAAUUCAUGAUGAAGAGCCUUCUUUUGUCUCUCUUACUUGUCUCUGUUCUGUUUAUGAACAGCUUCUCAGAAGUGCAGGGAAGAAAAUGGAAAGGGAAAGGUACAACACAAAACCUGGAAAGUGUUGUCACUGGAAGAUGCUAUGACUAUAUUAGAAUUGUGAAUCCUGCUGUCGGUGAGAAGAAUUGUUCAGAGAUAUGGGAAGCAUUUAAAAAUGCAUUUAUUAACAAGGAUCCUUGCAGCAUUCUACCUAAGGACUAUGAAUUAUUUAUCAACCUGUCAUUGCACCCAAUUCCACCAAACAAGUCUCUCUUCUGGGAAAAUAAUCACCUGCUAGUCAUCAGCUUUGCUGGCAGAGGCCGUCACUACAUGUCACUGGGUGAUACUCUGAUUGGCUUCUUUGGAGAUCUUCUAAACUGGUGCGGGCAGGCAAACAGCUCUGGACUGGACUAUGAAUCCUGCCCUACCACAGAAGAAUGUGAAAACAACGCAGUGGAAUCUUUCUGGAGGAUGGCCUCGAUCACUUAUGCGCAGCACAGUUCUGGGGUGAUACAUGUCUUGUUGAAUGGUUCUGCAGUUGGAGGAGCUUAUCCAGACCCAGGUUUUUUUGCAGAUUACGAAAUACCUAAUCUCCAGAAAGACAAAAUCUCACAAGUUGUCAUCUGGGUUGUGGAUGAUAUUGAAGGACCAGAUAGAGAUUCCUGUGGAAUUCACACUGUAAAGAUACUAGAAGACAGGCUGAAAACCCUUGGUUAUGAUGUCACCUGCACUGACAAUUACAAGCCUGUAAUGUUCUUACUCUGCCUGGAUUAUCCUGAUGAUUCUAAGUGUACCCUUUCAUCAUCUGCACCAGCAGUACAAAGAGGACCUAUAUCUUCAGGCAGAGGAGGCAGCUGGGACAAGCUCAUGUUUGUUUCUUUUGUAGGCUUUUUGUUCAGAUUUGCUCUAGUGUUCUAAGUUAGCCAACUGAAUCCAUGUCCUCUGUUUGCCUUAGCUGGCUAUAAAUUUGGCUUUAACUAAUUUCUAAUUGCAAUUUCUCCCUAGUUCUGGGACUGGCAAACCUGCGUAUUAAAACCCUGCAUACUUCUAUCUAGAUACCAACUACUUUUAGUAUAAAAAAUCAUUCUACUGCUGCUAGAAAGCCUCACCCUUCAUUUCCUUUUCUUGAAGAAGAAAUCCUCUUACCCUUAUUCUCCAGAAUUAAACUGAGAAUAAUACUUCUGUUCAUAUGUUUCAGAAAGAAAAAUGAAACUAUGCCUGUCAUACAUCUCCCACGCAGCUUACUUGUUCAUAUAAACAAUCCUAGCAUUUGGCCUUGGAAACUAAGUGUCUGAUUAUCAUGUUUCGGGAAAGGGAAAUAUGAAUUCAGAUGGGAGAGGGCUUAGAUUGCUCACUUGGUACAAGAUAUAUUAGGUAAGACAGUGGAAAAAUUAAACUGAUUUUCAUAAGUGGUCUAGUACUUGGGCCAAACUUACCUGAAACCAUCAUAUAGCAAGAUUCUGGCUUGCAUACUUCCAUACAGUAUUUUACCAGAUACUAUCGAUUGCUUCGUCAUCCACACAGCUGUUCUUCAGCUGCCUGUUUCCUGGCCACUGGAUAGCCAAUAGUCAGGAAUACCAGGUCUAGAAAGCUCCACGGGUUUUCCACCGUGAUGUGAUAAGUAGAUUUAUGGCGUAUCAAUUUCAGAUGAGAACCUGCCAAGUCAGACAUCUGCCUGCUUGCAGUGAACUCCGUUAGCAUGUUUUGGAAUAUAUUGAGGAGAGAGCAGAUGCCAUCUUGAAGGUCUCCUAUGAAUUAUAUCUAAGUGUUCAGACUAGAUGUACUUCUAAACCACCAAGACAUCCAGCUACCAAGAAGACACAUAAAUCUUUGGAAAUAAAUAGUUGUUUUUCUAGGAGAUAGCUUUAAUUACAAUUUUCUUGAACAUUCUCUGGUAGCUUCUGUAUUAUUUAUUUGGUUUUGUAUUAACUGAUUGUCAGGAAACUGCGAAAGGACAUUCCAUUUAUCUCAGUGGAUCUGAUUUAGGACUUCAUACUUCAGACACGUCCAAAAGCACUGAAAUCAGAAGUUACAGACCUUUGAAAACCAGGGCUGUGUUAUGCUUCAAAAUUGACCCCUACCCAUGCUGAAACAUUAGUCCUUUGAUUAGUUCCUUCAACGUCCUCCUUGUUUUUAUUGCUUGUUUGAUGCUCUCCUUAGCAGCUGCCAGAAUAAUAAGAGAGGUUUGUAACACACAGCGCAGGUAACUAAACCCAAGCAAUUUUGAUCAGCCUUCUCUUUACCCACAGCAGAUCACAUCAUGAUACAUUUUGGACCUCAGGCUGUAGAGAUAGUGCAUAUGAGGCCCACAGAUAGGUGUCUAAGCCAUCUUUCAGUCUCGUGUUGUCCUACCCACUGACCUGCAUAUUAUAGUGUGUGUGGGAUUCAGAGCGUAGCUUAAUACCACUAACAAGCCAUAUGCCUCUUGGCAACUUCCACCCAGAAGCCAAGCAUCCAGCUGGCCAAUUUUUGCUUUCCAACCUAUGAAAGCUUUCCAGCCUCUGGAUACAAUCUGCCCCAGGAGUGUAGUCAGUGCUGGCCAUUACGUAUGACACCAAACACACUGUAGGAAGCUCUAAAUAAAUCUGUUUUGAAAAAAAAACCCCACAUCUAAAAUACAAAGUAGGAUAGAUAUGAUUCAAAUAAUUGGAGGUUAUUUACUGCAUAACCUUUUAUCAAGACCAACACACUCAGAAACCUCUGCCUGUGUUUUCUUACUUCUAAUGUUCUCGCCUCCUUUCCCAUUACUUCAACCCAGUAGUAAAGACAGCGUUUUUUUCCAAUAUCUUUUGAAUAAAGUUUCCCAGACUUGCUGGAAGACCUUGGGAAGAUCUGUAAAGCUUUUCAGCUAACCCACAAAUAUAGCUGGGAAAAAAAAAAAAAAGAAGGCAAAGUUUUAGAUACGUAGGCUUCCUGAGAUCUUAAAGGCAGCAAAUCUCAAGCUGAGUGUGGAUCGGUUGUUCUGAGUUUAAUAUAACGGUUUUAACAUGUGCGAAAGAACAGCGUGACUGGCAUCGCAGAAGCCGAGGGGCAGAAGAAGUGUCAGCAAAGCGAGAAACGAUAAGGUCAAUUGUUACUCCCAGAGGGAGGGAGAGACGCGAACAAAAAGUUGUGAGCAAAAGAGUCCCUUGUAUCUGUCUCUUUCUUAUUUCUAUAUCUACAAAGUGAGUGAAUAGCGCUGUUUACGCAUAUAUUUUACACUUCUGUGGUGAGAAUCGGCUAGGUAUGCCUGUGCUCUGUCUUGAAUGCUCAAUAAAUGCUCUGAUUAGCAAUGUCUUAUGUAACAGCUGUGCCAAAUUUGGAGAAAUCAUAAUGUCUAAAAGGCAUCUGCCCUUCUCUGUAAACUCAUGCAAGCCUGGUAAUGUUCAGCAGGGUGCUUCAAAUACAGAUUCAAAAUGAUUCAAUCAUUCAUACUUGUACUAGCAGUACUGUGAAACCAGCUGCUUCUGGACCUGAAUUCAAGGGGGAAAAUGUUUCAUAUGAAAACAUUGUAUAUAUCACUUCAUUUUGAAUCCAGCUGAAUGCCACAAUUGUGCAUAGAUCUGUUAACAUCCACCUAUUCAUGGCAGAUGAAAGCAUCAUGUACAGGAGCAUUACAAGGCUCUGCAUUUCUGCAGACAGACCUGUGGAAGCUGCUGAUACUAAGGUAGUAUUUCCUGUCUUUGCCCAUUUUGUGGGCCACUUAAGAACUCAGUUAUGUCACACACUUCAUUCCUAUAUAGAAAUAAAUAUAAUCUCCCCUUCUGCUAAUCUAUUUUUUUUCCUGCUGCACGUGUUCCAGUCAUUGUAUCUGACAAAAGCUGAACUCUAAUUCAGAAUAAUUCCUUUAUUCAGCACGUAUGUGCAUGCACACAUAUACACUGCUCAUACCUGCUCUGUCUACUUUUAAAUGCCAGCUCUGGAGUGCUCUGGAGUAAGAAUUUAUGAGAAUAAAGCAAGGACAAAACUUG